AUGUCUUUAUUUCGUAAGCCUAAAAAGAUUCAGCGACGCGUGUUUUGUGCCGAUGAUCAGGAUGAUAGCGAUCCUGAGCCUCCACCGCCACCGACAAUUAGUCAUAAGAAAGAAAAUAAAACUGCGAAAGGCAAAACAUUGUUAAGUUUCGCGGAUGAAGAGGAUGAAGGAGAGGUAUUUAAGGUAAAGAAGUCAUCACAAAGUAAGAGGUUAGCAAAGCGCAGGGAAAAAGAAAAGCGUACUCAACCUGAUGAUGAAAUUCACAAAGUUGAAAAUAAUGGCAUUGAGGAAAAUCAAGCAGAGGAGAAAGAUAUUAUUAAGAAAAAGAAGAAAGUAUCCCUUGAAGGGAUGAUUCUGUCUGGAAGAGAGGCACUAGCUGCAGAUGGGGCUGGAGAUAUUUCAGACGAAAGUGGCAAUGAAGAUGAGGAUAGUAGGGGUUUCCACCAGUUCCGCGCGGAAACAGUCCGAGCGGCGCUGGCUGGUGCGGGACAUAUUCCCGAUGCCGCACUCAUCCAUGCGGCCCGCAAGACGCGACAGCAGGCUCGUGAACUUGGUGAUUACAUCCCAAUCAAGUCUGAUACUCCGUCUGGCUCUCGAUUGAUUCAUGAGGAUGAUGAUGAUGAUGAAGAAGAAGGCAGAAUUCAAGUCAGAGGGUUGGAGUUGCCUAGUGAUAAACCAAAACGUGGAACAGCAACAUUAUCGGAUGAAGAGCUGAACAGUGAAGCUGAAGAAUGGGAGGAACAACAGAUGCAGAAAGCGGUGCCCUCUAUUGUUGAUAUCACUGGUGAAACUGAGUUGAAUCCUUUUGCUGUGGCCCCCCUGCCUGCAAGACUUGAGGCUCCGCAGCACUUAAGGGCCCUCGGGACUCCAGCCGGGCCCCCGCCCACCACAGCACAGGAAUUGGUACUUGCUCUACAAAAAAGGUUAUCUGAGCUGCAAACAGAUCGCCAAGAAACGAUAAACAAAAGACAGACUUGCCAGGAAAGAUUAUUAACCUCUGCCCGGGUGAGGGAAUCCCGCUCUGCCCGAUGCCAGGACUUAGAUGCUGCAUACAAACGGGCACAGGCUGUUCGAGGCUAUCUCACUGACCUCAUCGAGUGUCUGGAUGAAAAGAUGCCCCAACUUGAAGCUCUGGAAGCCCGCGCUCUGAUGCUUCACAAGCGUCGCUGCGAAUUCCUCAUCGAAAGGCGUAGAGCUGACGUGAGAGAUCAGGCGCAAGAUGUUCUGGCUUUAGUCGCUCGACCAGGCUCCAUAAAGCCUCCAGAUUCUGAAGAAAAACGUCGUCGCUGUGCCGAGCGUGAAGGUCGUCGGCGCGCGCGCAGAUUGAAGAGAGAAGCCGCUUCCACAUCACAUCUGCACCGGGACGGUGACUCCAGUGAUGAUGAACUGCCUCCCAAGGAGGUUUUACACGUUCAGCAUGAGACCGAUGCAAUUCGUCAGUUGUCGUCGUCGUUAUUCGCUGAUGCGUUGCCGGCAUGGCGUAGUAUACGGGGUAUUUGCGCCAAGAUGGCGAGAUGGAGACGGAAACACAGCACCCUGUAUAGCGAUGCCUAUAUCGCUGACUGCUUGCCGAGGCUCUUAGCGCCUUAUGUGAGGCAUCAGCUCGUAAUGUGGAAUCCGCUGGCGGAUGAAGAUAAUGAAGAUUACGAAAAAAUGGACUGGUAUAAAUGCCUCAUGAUGUACGGAGUACGAUCUGAAAAGCUUUCAGACGAUUCUGAGUCUUCAGAGGAUGAUAUGACUCCCCAAUUGAGUGAAGAAACGGUGAGGGAUGAUGUGGAUCUGAUGCUGGUACCCACCAUACUUGAUAAGGUCGUACUGCCCAAGAUUGCAGAGAUUGUCGAGAACGCCUGGGACCCGAUGUCUGUUCGUGCGUGUAUUCGUCUACGCAAUAUUCUGGUGCGAGCUGCGACUCUUCCUGCCAGGUCUUCUCUAGAGAAGCUCUCUGCGGCCGUUAACUCGCGACUUUCUUCAUCGUUGGCAGCUGAUGUUUUUCUACCUCCGGCACCUCAAUUAGCGGAUAACGCUGGAAGUCAGUUUUGGAAGCGAUGCUUAGGCGCUGGAGUCCGAUUACUGCGAGCCUCGCUUUGUCUUUGCGCACCGCCUGACAUUCUUAGCGGAGAUCAUUUGGCACUAUCACUAAUUGAGACGCUUUGCUGCGCGGCGGGAGCAGCACCCGGACCGCAGAUGAGUGCGGCGGCUGCGGCUCUCGCGAAUACGCUGCCUCGUACGGGACCCCUUGAGGACUACGGCUCUCAACAGGCUGGCCAAGUUGGCGCACCUCGCCCUGACGAGGCUGCAGUCUGA
Messenger RNA from Pieris macdunnoughi, 2304 nucleotides. Lineage: Eukaryota; Metazoa; Arthropoda; Insecta; Lepidoptera; Pieridae. The record is from the annotation of a GenBank genome assembly.